Syngnathus acus (greater pipefish) is the source of this 3797-nucleotide messenger RNA. RefSeq names its product ribosomal protein S6 kinase a, like (gene rps6kal). Gene Ontology annotation, biological process: protein phosphorylation. Gene Ontology annotation, molecular function: magnesium ion binding; ATP binding; ribosomal protein S6 kinase activity. The transcript is spliced from 22 exons. Bases 74 to 2461 code for a protein of 795 amino acids. The record is from RefSeq and is a predicted model, not a curated record. Lineage: Eukaryota; Metazoa; Chordata; Actinopteri; Syngnathiformes; Syngnathidae.
AUUCACUGACCAGUUACCACAGUAGCCGCCAUAUUCGCGGCUAUGGCGGGGUAACGGUGUCGUUGCGGAGCGCAUGGUCCCAUCAUUGACAUCAUCUACCCACGCAGUGACACCAAAGUCUCACCCUGAUAGUGGUCCACGGUCAGCCACGCAUCCCGCCCACCCCCGUGAACGACCGAGCUCAGUAGCCGGGAUUUUACAGUGGGGGCAACAUGUACUUUGGAGCGUGAGUCUAGGUGGACUACGAUGCCUUAGAUUUGGAGAGGAAUCCUGGCACAACAUGGAGAUAAACAACGGAAGUAGUGAGGUCAAUGGACAUCAGAUCAUGGAUGAGCCCAUGGAGGAGGGAGAGUGUUACACGCACUGUGAUGAAGGGACAUACAAGGAGAUUCCUAUCACUCACCACGUAAAAGAGGGCUGUGAGAAAGCAGAUCCAUCACAGUUUGAGCUCCUCAAGGUCCUGGGUCAGGGCUCUUUUGGCAAGGUAUUUUUGGUGAGAAAAAUUGUGGGUCCAGAUGCUAGUCAAUUAUAUGCAAUGAAAGUUCUAAAAAAGGCAUCAUUGAAAGUCAGGGACAGAGUUCGCACCAAGAUGGAGAGAGACAUCUUAGUGGAGGUCAAUCAUCCCUUCAUAGUGAAAUUGCACUACGCCUUUCAGACGGAAGGGAAACUGUAUUUAAUACUGGACUUUCUCAGGGGAGGAGAUGUAUUCACUCGCUUAUCCAAAGAGGUUAUGUUUACAGAGGAAGAUGUGAAAUUCUACCUUGCAGAGCUGGCCCUGGCCCUUGACCACCUGCACAACUUGGGCAUAGUUUACAGAGAUCUCAAGCCAGAGAAUAUCUUACUUGAUGAAGCUGGACAUGUAAAGUUAACAGACUUUGGCCUGAGCAAAGAGUCAGUGGAUGCUGACAAGAAGGCGUAUUCUUUCUGUGGUACGGUGGAGUAUAUGGCCCCUGAGGUGGUCAACAGGAGAGGACACACACAGAGUGCCGACUGGUGGUCACUGGGUGUACUAAUGUUUGAGAUGCUGACGGGGACGUUACCGUUUCAAGGGAAAGACCGCAAUGAAACCAUGAACAUGAUUCUCAAAGCAAAGUUAGGAAUGCCUCAGUUCCUUAGUAUAGAAGCCCAGAGUUUGCUGAGGAUGCUGUUUAAACGUAACCCAACAAACAGAUUAGGGGCCGGACCUGACGGUGUGGAGGAGAUCAAACGGCAUGCUUUUUUCUCCACCAUCGACUGGAAUAAACUGUUCAGGAGAGAGCUACAGCCCCCGUUCAAGCCGGCGGCAGGUAAACCAGAUGACACGUUCUGUUUCGACCCAGAGUUCACUGCAAAGACACCUAAAGACUCCCCAGGUAUCCCUCCCAGUGCAAACGCCCACCAGCUCUUCAAAGGCUUCAGUUUUGUUGCUCCAACGCCGAUGGAUGAAAACAAGAGUUCCCCACUCCUUAGUAUACUCCCGAUAGUUCAGAUGCAUGCGGGGUCCAAGUUUUUGGAUCUAUACGAGCUGCAGGAGGACAUCGGAGUUGGCUCCUACUCCAUUUGUAAACGCUGUGUACACCGAGUCUCUGCCAUGGACUAUGCUGUGAAGAUUAUAGACAAAAGUAAGAGGGACCCCUCCGAGGAGAUUGAAAUCCUGAUGAGAUACGGCCAACACCCUAACAUCAUUACUCUCAAGGAUGUGUACGAUGAGGGCAGGUAUGUUUACCUGGUGACGGAGCUGAUGAAGGGGGGAGAACUGCUUGACAAAAUCCUCAGGCAGAAGUUUUUCUCUGAGCGAGAGGCCAGUGCCGUGCUUUACACCAUCACUAAGACUGUUGACUACCUCCACUGUCAAGGGGUAGUGCACCGAGACCUGAAGCCCAGCAACAUUCUGUAUAUGGACGACUCUGGGAAUCCAGACUCAAUCAGGAUCUGUGACUUUGGUUUUGCAAAGCAGCUUCGAGGGGGCAACGGCCUACUCCUCACACCUUGCUAUACCGCCAACUUUGUGGCUCCAGAGGUACUAAUGCGGCAAGGUUAUGAUGCAGCCUGUGAUAUAUGGAGUCUUGGAGUUCUGUUAUAUACAAUGUUGGCUGGGUACACACCGUUUGCAAAUGGGCCAAAUGACACACCAGAGGAGAUUCUGCUUCGAAUAGGCUCUGGAAAGUUUUCUUUGACAGGCGGUAACUGGGAUACUGUGUCAGACACCUCAAAGGACCUCCUGUCUCACAUGCUCCAUGUGGAUCCCCACCAGCGAUACACAGCAGAGCAAGUUCUAAAGCAUUCCUGGAUUUCCUGCAGAGAUGCACUUCCACACUUCCAGCUUACACGCCAUGAUGCACCACACCUCGUCAAGGGAGCCAUGGCUGCCACUUAUUCAGCGCUGAGCCAGAAGACAAGCCAGCCCGUGCUAGAACCUGUGGCCGCAUCCAGUUUAGCCCAGCGACGCAGCAUGAAGAAACUCACCUCAACAGACAUGUAGAACCACAUCACAUAAACAUACAGGGAGCCUAUGCUACCAUUUUGACCUCACUCAUACGGACUGAAGAAGUGGCCAGUUAAAGCUACCGUCUCCCUUUUUAACGUAUUUAUUUGACAAAACACACGCACGGCUCCGUGCAUAUGCCCACUUGAUGAGGCUCCUAUGCGAAGACAUGGGCUCAAAAGCAAGACUAGAAACUUGUAUCUGUUACUGCUGGGGAGACAGACUUGUAUUUAUUUCCACAGCUUUCAUAUGCACUUGCCCUCCUCGCCUUUCAUUCUUUCUUCUCCAGGAAGAAACGCACCAGCUGAUGUUUUCCUUCACUGUGAUUGGCUGAUACAAUGCUGCUUCGCUAAACUGUGCCCCGACCCCCUCCCACUGCUCUUCAUCUAUGUUCUGCCAUACUAUCUGCCUCGGUUCUUUCUCCUUCCUUGAUUGCAUUUGCUCUCUUCUUUUCUCCACAAUAUGGAGUAAAAGGUCCAUGCGCGAGAGUGCUGGCAAGAUGAUGUUGACUGAGAGAUGACCACAAAUUGUUUGCUGACUGGAAGCUUACCACAAGCAAAAUGCUUCUUUUUGACAUAUUGCUAAAUCGUACAGAUCAAAAUCAUGUUCUAGGACUUUUGGCAGUAUAAAUGCAUGUGUGGAAAGAUGCUGUAUUUUGUUAACCUUUAAUUCAUGUUUGUGAUGCUUACAAUGUAUCUAAAGAGGUUACAAAAUGGCUGCAGGUGGACAAAGUAUCUUGAACUGAAUGUGAAACAGUGUGGUGACAACAGAAGUUCUUAGUUGCACAUAUACAUAUUAACUUGCUAAUUUAUUUGGGUACACCUGGAUUAAACUAAUACAGUGGCCUCUGCUCAUAAGGUUAUGACUGCAUCUGUUUCAGAGAGGUAAUGUUUUCUUUAAAUGCGCAAUGAUCUAUAUUUUUUUAUAAAUGGAUAAAAUAUCAGCACCAAAUUUCGGCAAGUAAACCUCUACCUUUGAAAAUGAGACUGAAAAACGGAUCAAAAUAGUCCUUAUAAAUAUUUAUUGACAUUUGUUUGAUCUGUUUGUACCUAGUACAUUUGCAAUUGAUUGCAUCCAUUGUAUCUUAAUAUGUGCAGUGAAGAUUCUGAAGAUGAAGAGCACGUGUGGGAGCUGUAUUGGGAAUUCUCUGGGGGAAUGGAAUGCACCUGUUAAACCAGAGAGGCUGAAUCAAAAAACAUAAAUUCCAUAGAUAUCUCUUUUAAAGACAUUGUGGAAAUUGUAUGAUAUUGUAUUUAUUUCAUUUGAUUUUUAAGAUUCUAUUUUUCUUUCAAGUUCUGUAUAUAUUGACAUUAAAGAUCAUUAUUGACAUUCA